Blepharisma stoltei is the source of this 258-nucleotide messenger RNA. NCBI's taxonomy places the organism in Eukaryota, Ciliophora, Heterotrichea, Heterotrichida, Blepharismidae. The record is from the annotation of a GenBank genome assembly.
AUGUCAUAUGGACUCUGGUUUCCUUGUCUGUGUUGGGUGAGGUUAAUUAAAGUGCAUUGUACUUUUUUAAAACCCCCUCCGAAAACCUACAAAAAUGACUGUGUACUUUACAAAUGGUCGUUUAGUGUGAAAAAAGUACAAACGGUACUUUUCGAUUUUUUAAAAACAGGGGGGGUGAAAAAAGUAAACGGUAAAAAAAAACAGCCAAAGCAGAGGAAAAGUACAUAUAAAAAUCAAUAUUUUAUCAAGACUAAGUAA